GUGUCACCCGCGAACACACUACUGCCGCUUCCUCGUUGUGGCGUGUUAAUGAUACCUACUAGUGUUUGGUGAAACAGCUAAGAAAAAGAGAAUGUUAGUGUACUGUGGGAAUGUCCCUAACGGAUGUUCCAAGUUCUUGAAAUUACUGUAGGUGUGUAACCAGAGUUAGCCUCAUACCGCCUCCUGUAACUACUGUACAGGACCUGAGUGAAUACCAGAGUGAUCUACUGAUCCUGGGGUCACAAGAUAGGCCCAGAAGCCAUGACAAGGUUGCCUUUCCAUCGAAGAUAUUUUCAUUAUGUGAAAGGUUAUGCUUGUGACAAUGGCAGUGUCAGAUCAAGAGAUUGAUCAGCUGUAUGCAGCGCGAUAUAGGUUGGAUCAGCUUUUUCAAAACAGUCCUGAAUUUCAGGACAGCCUUGAGAACAGCAGUACUGCCAACUCUCCAUCGAAAAUAUCAGGUAGAUCCCACAGGUCCGAAAGGUCUCACAGAUCUGAACGAUCCCACAGGUCGCACAGACCCCGUGACCAGACCGGAACCUCCCGCCAGAAAGGUGAACACCAUCUUUCCAUUGAUCACCAAUCUUCCAGAUCAUCACAUCGGAGGAAAGACGACACGAGUCAAAGACAUUCCCCAGUGGCUGCUUCCCCUCGCUGGCCACUGGUAGACGCACUUCCGAAGAACAGUGGAAACAACUCGCCGAAGGAGGAGACUUCUCCAGUGCGGCGGCCCCAGCCCCUGAUGCAGCCCGGGUUCUCGUAUAUUUACCCAAAUGUGGACGGCAACGCACCUGCUGAGAAAGUUGUAGUUCGGCGCUAUUCUUUCCUGGGACCAUCCACUAAGCUCAUAUCAGACACAGCUCUGCCCUUCAAAGGUAAGCUCGAAUAUUUCGAUCGCCUGUCACGGGGAUCGACGCCAGAGCCUACUACUCCGUUCUCCCAUAGUCACAGAAGGGUUGGUUCUCCCCACAAAACGAGCGGCCAAGUUCAUAACGAGAAUAAAAAUAAACAAGAAGAGAGAAAUUCUGCAAGAACUGAACUAGCUAAGACACCAUCUCUUGCUAGGCUUCAGAGUAAACUUCCAGACUCUACUUCGUCAAAGAACACGCAUUUAUUGCAGGAAAACUCGCUUCACUCAAAAAACGUGAACAAUAGUGCUGCACCGACACGUAACAGAAGUACCCUUAACAACAAUGUUGUCAGUCUUGCAACUUCCCAAGCACCAUCCAACGAAAGGGUACACAGAAAGCACCAGAGUUCGCCUGGAGUCAAGAAGCCAGCAAUGUCAGGUAAUGAUCCCACACCUUCCCGAAGCCGUCACGUGCAAAUAAGAGGAAAUGAGAACAGAGGCCCACCACACCUGAGCCCAGUCACCGUUGCCCAAAUGAGGGUAAGCAAAGAUUAUUCUGGGGAGGACCAGAUCAGUGAAGCCACAGGUACAGUAAGUAGACUAAGCAGCUUUGCAGAAAUCAAGAAAAAAGAACGGAGCUCCAGACAUCAGGGUGAAAACAGUUUCAGAGUGUGUGUAAAAAAUGCAGAUAAUAUUGAAAGGAAACACUCACAGAGGAAAGCAAAUGAUGGAAAUCACAUCACUGUGUCCAAGAAUAAGUUAUUGCAUCAGGAAAGCAGUUCCACUGUUCAUAAUGGUCGUAAAAGUCUUGCAGUAGGUCAGUCCAAAAUCAGUGAUUCAGUAAACCAAAUUACAGAUUCGAUGUCUCAGCUAAAGAGAAGUUUAAGCAAGAAAGUCGGCCGGUCCCUGAGUCAGUCUUUUAGGAAGUCCAUCAGCAGAUCUCUAACCAAGAAGUAUAAGCGACAGUAUAACGAUGAUCAAGAUGCCUUACCAUACAAGCAACGCAAGAAUAGGCCAACGCUCUCUGACACUUUUAGCACCCUGAGGAGGAGCCAUGCGCUAAGUUCCAGCAAGACUCACUACAACAUGUUCUUUGGCGACACAAGUGCUAAGACUCGAGACAAGAAGGGUCCAGAAGCUCAAACUAUUUCUGAUAUUCACCGCUUCUUCCACAGUCAGGACACAGAGGGAGACUCGAGGUCCCAGAAGUCACAGAAGUCAUCGUCCCUGCCACACCCCAUCGACGCCUCUGUGAGGGAGGAGGUGUCCCUGCGUGAAAAACAUCCAGAGAAGUUCUGGACCUUCACCACCAGUGUUGUUCUUCCUGACUAUAAACCCAAGCAAGAUAAUGGAAACAGUCUUAUAUGUACCUCAGUCAUGACAGAAGUUAUACGCAUUAAGAAAUUAGAGAGUGACCAGUUGCUUGAGGAAUUAAAUCCAGGAGUGGAAUUAUCUAGCUCAAGAACAGUGAGCCCAGCUUGUGCAGCAGGAACCAACAGUAGAAUGCGUCUGCUACACUGGUCCUCCAUAGCCCGGAUGCCUCCCAAACAGGCUACAUGCAACUGCAAGCACCAUCGCCACCAGCGCAAGUUGGCGCAGCAGGAGACCAAGACGUGGGCGCAGGAGGAAGAUGAUGGUGUUAGUGUGAUGGUUCACCCUGACACACACAGAUCCUCAGACUCUUCCAUAGUUAACGGCUUCACCAAGGGUCCGAACGCCAAGAACAAGAAGCACAAGAAACUGAAGAAUGAGUCUGACGAGGCGUCUUGCCCUGGCGGAGACCUCCCGGAGAAGGAGAAGCCGAAGAAGAACAAGUUGGAAAAGUACAACAAGGAUAGGGACAUGGAAGCAGGAGGCGGCUACAGACCAAAAACUGAACCAUACACCUACCUGUGGGUGGUAAUGUCUGGCAUGUACGGCAAGCUUGUAGUCCUCCUUAUGCUCGCCUUCUGUCUCACAGAGGUCCUCCACAACACCGUACUUCCCUUCACCUUCCAGGGGGUCUUCCUUAUGUACCUGUACGUAGGAUCGAUUGUGGCUAUCAUGUGCAUCUACGUCUCUGUGAUCAUAGACAACUGUCCCUCCAUCACUACCAGCAAGGAGAAUCUCACCAAGCACGAGGACCCAGAGGUGGGCUCCAUUACUUCCUUCGGCACACUUAAGAGAGCCCACAUCUCCCGCUCCAAGACCUCCAGGACGUCCUUCUACCUCAGAGUUGGAGCCCUAGUGUUCGGACUGGGCACCCUGAUCUUCAACGGGCUGGAAAUCGCCAUGCAUUCCACCAUGAAGAGUGAGUGUGUCAAGGACAUCGUCUUCGCUCACCCUAUCCUUCAGGCACUCUUCACAUUCCUACAGAUGCACUUCCUCUUUGUUAACUCGGAGGUGAUCGUGGAGAAAUUCGGUCAGGUUGCCAGGUUCGGCUUCAUGCACCUGGUGGCCACCAACAUGGCCAUCUGGAUUAGAAUGGUGGUGUGGGAGUCAGCAACAGUCUGGAUCCAGGACACUUAUUCUUACAAGCCAGUGGUGGAGGUGCCACAACAGGCGGAGCAGGUGCUCAGGCUGUACUCCUGUUUCCAUAACAACACCCUGGGUCGCCUCUGGACUGAUGCUCAGCCUUACCUCUUUCCCUUCCUCGUCCAGUACAGCUUGAUAGCGGCGGCUGUGACGUACAUAAUGUGGUGCAACGUAGGUAAGGAGAAGCUGAAGAAGCUGAGUCACCUGGGCAAGGCUGGCAUGGACACUUCCACCACCCUGGACAAGCGUGGCGUCAGGAAGGGCUACUGGAAGGUUGACUGUAGGUCGGCUUCGAAGGGACUCUUUCUGGGUCUACUGUGUCUGGUGGGUGGUGUGGUCAUCCUCAUCAUUUUCUUCGUCAUGAAGGACCAAGAGGACUUUAAAACCAAAAUGUUCUGGAUGUGCAACGGUACUCAGAUGAUCAUCCUCUCUCUCUCCAUCAUUAGCACCACCAUUGGCUUCCUGCAGCUGCCCAAGCUCUCAGUCUCCACCACCAAGCCUCUUGACCUCGACCGCCUCCUCCUCUCCUCCACUAUUAUCGGAGUGUACAUCUUCUCCGUCUUUGGGAUGAUCGUGGGAGGUAUCAACUACACCAAGUCUGAGUACCUGGCAACAUUCUGUGUCAACGCACUCCUGUUUUUGCAAGUAUCGCUGCAGGACAUGCUGGUUGCUGAAGCGAGUCGACGAACUUGCUCGUCCAGAUACCAGAUGUUGACCAAACCAGGUCGGCAGGUGAUCACCUUCCUCUUGUUUGCUAACAUCACCUUGUGGAUCCUGGAUACCUUCAUGACGCACACAAGUGUCUCGCAACAGUUUCAGUUCGGAUUUUAUGGAGUGUUAGCUUGGGGUAUUAUCUCCCGCAUCUCCCUCCCGCUUCUCAUUCUGUACCGUUUCCACUCUGCUGUCAUCCUGGUGGAGAUCUGGAAGAACACUUAUAGAACUAAAGCUGCCUAGGAGGAG
Messenger RNA from Cherax quadricarinatus, 4321 nucleotides. The record is from RefSeq and is a predicted model, not a curated record. Lineage: Eukaryota; Metazoa; Arthropoda; Malacostraca; Decapoda; Parastacidae.